Molecule: messenger RNA, 723 nt
Organism: Leptosia nina
Lineage: Eukaryota; Metazoa; Arthropoda; Insecta; Lepidoptera; Pieridae
Source: the annotation of a GenBank genome assembly
AUGCGGUACGCAUUUGCCCUAUUUCUACUCGCGUCGGCGGGGGCCAUGCCCGCGCUGGACAAAGACCCGGACCAUGGUGUCGUGGGGAACGUAUUGGGGGUCGUUAAGGAGUGCUUCGACGGGGACGUAUCCUUGUGCCUCAAGGAGAAAGCCUUGAAGUAUGUGGAGACUUUGUCGUCUGCGCGGGAAAUGAACCUCGUCGAGGGUAUCACGUUGAUCGGCACCGGCUCUCCAAGGUCUGCGAGGUCGUACGAGCCUCUGGCAGACGAGCCAAAGGCCAGGGAAGCGCAAUUGGAAACCAGGCUGGUUGACUCCGCUGCUGACUUCUUAGAAAACCAUGUUGUCGAGUUCCGUAUGCCGUCAUCUGCUGUCGAAGGCAUGAAGCGUUCUCUUGAAGAAGCUCGUGGCAAAAAGAAGAAGUUGAAGCAGCUCAUCCCCCUUUUGGCUAUCGCUAAACUGAAGAUUAUGGCAUUGAUCCCUCUCUUCCUUGGUAUCAUCGCCUUCGCUGCUGCCAAGGCUGUUCUCCUCGCCAAGAUCUCUCUUCUUGUCGCCGGUAUCAUUGCCCUGAAGAAACUCCUCGCAAGCAAGCACCAUGAAACAAGUUACGAAGUGGUCGCCCAUCCCCAUCAUGAAGAACACUACGCAAGCAGUGGCCAUGGAUGGGGCAGAUCAAUCGACGAAGCCCAAGACUUGGCAUACUCGGGACAUGUUAAGUCAGAUUAA